This is a messenger RNA of Thunnus maccoyii (southern bluefin tuna), 1601 nucleotides long. RefSeq names its product hemopexin b (gene hpxb). The coding region runs from base 3 to 1316 and encodes 437 amino acids. The transcript has 10 exons. Lineage: Eukaryota; Metazoa; Chordata; Actinopteri; Scombriformes; Scombridae. The record is from RefSeq and is a predicted model, not a curated record.
UCAUGAAGCUGCUCACCAAAACUCUUUUUUUGUGCUUAGCUAUUUGCCUCACUAACGGCGCCCCUACGCACCACGAACAUGCAGCAGAAGGACAUGGAGGCCACCAUGCAGCUCUGCCAGACCGGUGUUCAGGGCUUGAAUUUGAUGCAAUCGUUCCUGAUGAGACAGGAAAAAUGUUCUUCUUCAAAGGUGACUACGUGUGGGGCGGCUUCGGUGGUGAAGUUCAUCUCGCCAAUGAGACCUUCAAAGAGCUGGAUGACAUCCACGGCUUAGGCCAUAUUGACGCCGCCUUCCGUAUGCACAACACAGAGAACCCAGAUGAACACGAUCGUAUGAUUUUACUCCUGGAUGACAAGGUGUUCAGCUACUAUAACCAUACCCUGGAGGAUGGGUAUCCAAAAGAAAUCCAGGAGGUCUUCGCAGGAGUCCCUACUCAUCUGGAUGCUGCUGUGGAGUGUCCCAAAGAACAGUGCAAGAGCGACUCGGUUCUGUUCUUCAAGGGACAUGAUGUGCAUGUCUAUGAUAUUACCACAAAGACAGUGAAGACCAAGACAUGGUCCCACCUGCCUGUCUGCACUUCUGCUAUACACUGGCUGAUGCAACACUACUGUUUCCAUGGACACAACUUCACCAGGUUCAACCCAGUAACAGGAGAGGUGGCCGGAGAUGGCUACCCGAAGGACGCCCGCAAUUAUUUCAUGACGUGCCAAAGCUUUGGCCAUGGAGGUGGUUAUAAAAUCCCUAAAUGCAGUGAAACCAAAAUAGAUGCCAUCACCGCUGAUGAUACAGGCAAAACGUAUUUAUUUGCAGGCCCUAUCUACAUGCGUCUGGACACCAAGCGUGACGGCCUUCACGCCUUCCACAUCACCAGGGCGUGGAAGGAGGUGACCCAUGGGGUGGAUGCUGUCUUCUCCUACACUGAUAAAAUCUACUUGAUUAAGGACGAUAAGGUUUACAUCUACAAAGGAGAUGGUCAGUACACGCUGAUUGAAGGCUACCCUAAAACCUUGAAGGAAGAGCUCGGCAUUGAGGGACAUGUGGACGCUGCUUUUGUCUGUCCCAGUGAACACACGGUUCACAUAAUCCAAGGACACACGAUGCAUGACGUCGACCUCACUGCCACGCCGAGGGUCGUGACCGAAGAUCAUGCUUUGGCCUUGCACGAUAUCGAUGCUGGUCUGUGUGGUCCAGAGGGAAUUGAUGUGUUCAAGGGCUCAGAGUAUUACCACUAUGAGAACGCAAAGGCACUGGCUGAUACCACAGUCUCCCCUUUGUCUAAACCUAUUACCUCAGCAAUGAUGGGAUGUCGGGAUUAGUAGUCAGAGAUGGGAGAAUAUCUCACAGUCAUCUGCUUAUACAGAGGAAACAAGAGACAGGGAGACAGAACACGCAUCAAAGUAAACUCUUCUUAUCAGUUAUUCAGAGUGGAUGAGAGAAGGUUAACAUCAGGAAUCAGAUAGAGAAAGAUCUGGAUUUGUGGACCAAUGCAGUGCAAUAAAGUUCUAUCAUUGAAGAAAAUAAGUGCCCCAUUGUCAUACAAACAGUGUGGAAUGAAAAUCUGACUUUUGUUUGAUGAAUAAAAAGUGGGAAAGAAAACUGUA